UAGUUUCGUGCUCCUCCCAGUUGUACAAGAGGAUGUGGCUCUCCGGGCUUUUUGACAAAAACGGCAAGGACGGUGCGAAAAGACCGAGGGUGUAUAUAUUAUUUUGUACAUGUACGUGUACACUAUAAUUUAGCGCAUAUCUGAAAGUGUAUUUUUAGUAACUAUAGAAAUUGUGAAAAGGUGACCUUGUUGGGAUCUGCGUUUCAAUUACGUUGUGGAUUUAUGCAUGUACCAAUGAGGAUGUCUAUUGUUUCAUAUCUGGUGCUUGUGCUGCUGGAGUGUUGUUGGGAAGCGCAAUCUGUGCAGCUCUCAUAUUCCGUGUUUGAGGAAGUGGAUGUGGGGACUUCUGUGGGAAAUAUCGCUAAGGAUUUAAAUCUCAGCCUUCAGGAAUUGGAAUCUCGCAUGUUUCAGAUUAUCAGCGGCUCUCAAAGAAAAUAUUUCGAGGUAAAUCUAAAAACCGGUGCUCUCUAUGUUAAUGAGAGAGUAGACAGAGAGGAGCUCUGUGCGAAGACCCUAAAAUGCACAGUCAAUGUAGAAGCUGUGAUAAACAAUCCCUUAAAGCUCUAUCGCGUAGAAAUAAAUAUUCUAGAUGUCAACGACAACGACCCGUUAUUCACGGAAAGGUCUCAGAUUAUAGACAUAGCAGAGAAUACUCUGCCUGGGAUGAAAUUCGCUUUGUCUGAGCCUAUUGAUGCAGAUGUGGGGGAGAAUAUGGUUAACGCUUUUAAGCUGACGCCGAAUGAAUAUUUUUCUCUCGCUACAAUCAAAGGCGGAGAAAGCGUCUAUGCCGAACUAGUCUUACAGAAAAUGCUGGACAGAGAGAAGCAGCCUGUGAUAAAUCUCACAGUGAUUGCUGCAGAUGGAGGGACUCCAUCCAGAUCUGGCACGUCACUAGUUAUUAUACAUGUUUUAGAUAUAAACGAUAACCCACCAGUGUUUAGUAACCCCUUGUACAAAACUCGUUUAUUCGAGAAUACACCAAUCGGGACAAAUGUGAUUACGCUAAAUGCAACAGACGCAGAUCAGGGAACAAACGGUGAGAUAAUGUAUUCUUUGAGAAGUAAAGGGCAGGAUCGUAUAUUAGAGAUGUUUCACAUUGAUCCUGUAAUGGGGGUGAUCACAGUCAAAGCUAAUGUUGAUUUUGAGGAAUAUACAGCGUUUGAGAUCCGCGCAGAAGCUAACGAUAAGGGCCAGCCACCGAUGUCUGCUCACUGUAAGGUGCUGGUUGAAGUAAUAGACGUAAAUGACAACGCUCCGGCGAUAACAGUGACGUCACUCCUCAGCAGCGUAAAGGAGGACGCAGGUGUAGGUACUGCGAUAGCACUUGUUUCCGUACUCGACCGCGAUGGAGGUAAGAAUGGUGAAAUUAAAUGUAAAAUAAAAAAUGAUGUUCCCUUUAAACUAGAAACCAACUACAAAAACUAUUAUUCUUUAGUCGUUGACGGGGCCCUUGACAGAGAAAUUACCUCCCAAUACAACGUUACAGUUUCAGCGACCGAUGAGGGAAAGCCUGUGAGAUCUGGCACCAUGCAGAUUUUUGUGAAUGUCAUAGACGUUAACGAUAACACGCCUUCAUUUAGCAAGCUGCUUCAUAAAGUAAUCGUCAGUGAAAGUGUGCCUAUAGGUACAACAAUACUCAAAUUAAAUGCAACAGACUUGGACGAGGGUUCAAACUCAGACGUCAGGUAUUCUUUAAUGAAAAGAGGAAAUGUAGAUUCCCCUGAAAAGUUCAUUGUUAUUCCUGAGAGCGGUGAAAUCAUUGUGAAGGAGCUGGAAACCAGGGAUCUACGUAUUAUUUCGAGUUACAGUAAGAAAUAUUUUGACGUUAAUUUAAGAACCGGAAGCCUCUUUGUUAACGACAGAAUUGACAGAGAGGAGCUUUGUCUGAGCACGGUGCAGUGUUCCCUAAGAAUACAGGCUGUUUUAAGCAAUCCAGUGAAUGUGCAUCGCAUCGAAGUGACCGUGUUAGAUAUAAAUGAUAAUUCACCAGAAUUCAUUGAAAAGUCAUUUUCGUUAAAUAUAUCUGAAACAGUCUCAGCGGGAGAACGAUACCUACUGCCUAUAGCGGAAGAUGCAGAUUUAGGCAGUAACUCGGUGAAGGCCUACAGGCUGAAUCAAAAUGAACAUUUUUCACUUGAUGUACAGAGCGGUGAUGAACAUGCAAUUUCUGCUGAAUUAGUGCUGCAGAAAGCUUUGGAUCGAGAAAAGCAGUCGGUAGUUAAUCUCAUUCUGACCGCUGUAGAUGGAGUAAAACCUGCCAAAUCAGGCACACUUCAAAUAACAGUAAACAUAAUAGAUUUCAAUGAUAAUGCACCGGUGUUUAGCAAAUCUCUCUAUAAAGUGAGAGUGACAGAAAAUUCUACACCCGGAACCCUUGUGGUUAAGUUAAAUGCCACAGAUUUAGACGAGGGCAUGAACAGUAAACUACUGUAUUCUUUCAUCAAAAGGGGCAGCAGUGAUCCAUCAGAUAUUUUUGAUCUCAAUUCAGAAACAGGAGAAAUUACAGUGAAAGGUGGAUUGGAUUAUGAAGGGACGCAUGCUUAUGAAGUCAGAGUACAAGUAAAAGAUCACGGCAUCUCUCCUCGUAGUGCGCAUGCUAAAUUACUGAUUGAGAUCGUUGAUAUGAAUGAUAAUCCCCCACUGAUAUCAGUGACGUCACUAAUGACACCGGUAAAAGAAGACGCUGAACUGGGGACUAUCGUUGCUUUGAUUACAGUAAGUGAUAAAGAUGGAGGGAAAAAUGGUGUAACCAGCUGUAAGGUAGUUGGAUCUGUUCCGUUUAAACUCAAGUCCAACUACAAAAAUGAUUAUUCUUUAGUUGUAGAUGGACCGCUGGACAGAGAAACCACUUCUGCUUAUAAUGUCACCAUUACAGCUACAGAUGAAGGA
Neolamprologus brichardi is the source of this 2889-nucleotide messenger RNA. The record is from RefSeq and is a predicted model, not a curated record. Lineage: Eukaryota; Metazoa; Chordata; Actinopteri; Cichliformes; Cichlidae.